Vicia villosa (hairy vetch) is the source of this 890-nucleotide messenger RNA. RefSeq lists its product as uncharacterized. The transcript has 2 exons. Bases 130 to 609 code for a protein of 159 amino acids. Lineage: Eukaryota; Viridiplantae; Streptophyta; Magnoliopsida; Fabales; Fabaceae. The record is from RefSeq and is a predicted model, not a curated record.
AUUAGUAUUGCUACUUGAUGUGCAUUGGUUGGGUCUUGUUUCUUUUUCGUCUUCCCGAGUAAGAAAACCGAUUCAUAUCCUUCUUAGUGCUGCAACGCCGUCGUUUUCUAUUGUUUUCCUUCUAAAUUGAUGGGAAUAUUCAGAAAGUUUUUUGGAGGACUCUUAGGGUUUGCUAAAGACGACGACCACGAUCACGAUUCUAAGGAUGAUAACCACGAUCAGCCCUCCGGUCAACCUCUUCCCACGAACUUUCGCGUCAGAGAUACCGGUAUUCCUCGUAGAGGCUUUAGCGUCCCCGUUCAGGUUGUACAAGAUCGUCCUCAACUUGGUCCCAUUCUCACUCCUUCCGUCUCCGGCGACGGCGGAGUUCAGGGUCUGGGGUGGUAUGCAAAGCAUCUUAAGAUAGACGAAGAUGGAGAUAUAGCAAAUAAAUUCUUUGACGAGGUUUCAUCAGAGACUCCUGCAUUAUCUGCAGAUCAUCAUAAAGCAACAGCAAGGUUUAAACUGAAGCAUGACACUAUGCCAGUUAAAGUGAAGAAACAGGUCCUGUCAUCAGACGGGAAAUUUCAGCAGUGUGUGGAACACCAGGGAAGGUUGCAGUGGGUAUAAGUAAUCUCUUAGAAAUGGAGAUAUGGCUAUUCAUUUGUCGAACUUUGAUUGUUGUGCAUAUGGUUGGAACCUGUAGUCAAAACGCUCAUUUAUAACUGAGGCUUACUUUCCUUUUUCCUCAAUGUUUACUUCUUUCACUAGCUAUUAAUAUAUGCCUGGGAAUUGCUGCAUUUUGAUGAAAGUAUGUCGGGAAUUAAAUGUACUACAAUUUUAGGAAGCUUACUACUGAAAGAGUUAAGAAAUCUCAUCUCUAAGAUUACGGAAUCUGGUUUAAAUUAUUA